UGCCAUCUUUGAUUGCGCGACAGGCCGCGGCGGCGCGAGAGGGGGCCUCUCUCGACUGGAGAAGACCCGUCUCAGACAAGACAACGGGGGGAAAAAAAAAAGAAGAAGAAGAAGAAAAUAUACCAAGCAACGUCACCGGUCCGGUUUUGUUUUCCUCCAGAUUUUACCGGUCACGUUAAGCACGAGAAGAGCCACCGGACAGACAGCGAUAAGGCUUCUCUUUUGGAAGAGGUUGUGAGCUGUUACAGCUCUAGAGCUAACCAGUGUGUAGCAUAGCAUAGCUUAGCUUAGCAUAGAGAGCUUUUUGUAAUCCAGUACACGCGUGCACCCAGACGGGCAAAGCGGCCUUCUUCAAGUCAGCGACGGGACCGGCGGAAACAGGAGCCUGGUUCUGAGGGGUGAGACCGGAGGACCAGACUCAAUGAGUUUCCAGCGACAUGUCAGAGAAGUCAGGGCAGAGCACAAAGGCAAAGGAUGGCAAGACCAAGUAUGCAACCCUUAGCCUCUUCAACACUUACAAGGGCAAGUCUCUGGAGACCCAGAAAACUGCAGUUGCUGCCAGACAUGGGCUCCAGAGUUUGGGCAAAGUUGCGGUCAGCCGGCGUAUGCCCCCUCCAGCUAACCUGCCCAGUCUGAAGGCUGAGAACAAAGGCAAUGACCCCAACGUCAGCAUCGUUCCCAAGGAUGGCAGCGGCUGGGCCUCGAAACAGGACCAGGCUGGAGACGAGCGGCAGCAAGAGACUCCUCCCCCUCAGCCAAAGCCUCCUGUCUCUCAGGUGCCUGACAAUCCUCUGGGCAGCCGCUCCUGGGCCAACAACAAGCAGCCCGGACCAGUUGAUGGAGCUCCAAGGGUAAGCAGCCAAUUCCAUCAAGAGUUUCCCAGUUUGCAAGCAGCAGGUGAGGCAGAGAAAUCAGGUGAGCAGGAGGAAGAGCCUUAUGGACCAGGCCCCAGCCUCCGACCUCAAAAUGUUGGCAGCUGGAGAGAAGGUGGAGGUAGAAACCUAAAUGUGGCUUCUGGGCCUUCUGAGAUGGACAGCAAAACUCCUGAGGAAGCAGGACAGGGUCGCGGCACUCCUUCACCAACAGGGGAUGCAGACGCAGCAGGGAAACCCUCCACUGGGGAAGGCAGGGAGAAGAGAGACUCCAGAGACAAACUUCCUGCUUCAGCCCCACAGCACAAACUCAAUGGUGGACAGCAGCCACCUGGAGGAGAACCCUCUCAGUUCCAUGCUCAGUUUAGAGGCAUGAUGCCACCUUAUAUGUUCCAUGCCUACUCUCGCAUGUCUUAUGCACCUGUACAAGGAAACUUCAGAUACCCUGGUCAGCAAGAUGGAUCAAAGGGUCCAAGGCCAAGUGGACGGCCUUCCCAGCCUCCUCCGCAGUCCUGGAUGCAGGAUCCUGACCGGCCCUCAAUUGUUAGUGCUUCUGAGCUGAAAGAGCUCGACAAUCUAGACACAGAUGCUGAUGAGGGUUGGGCUGGUGCACAGAUGGAAGUUGACUACACAGAGAAAUUGAACUUCAGUGACGAUGAGGAUAAUCAUACAGCCAAGGAGAAAGGAGACAACUGGGAGUGGGUAAAUAAGAUGGACCGUAUACGAUCACGCAACACUGAAGCCCAGGAGAGUUGGAAAGAAGGAGGAGAGGAAAGAAGUGAGAGCAAGAACUCCUGGGCAGACAGCGGUGAGCCGAGAGCUCCUUCACCAGGCAGUGUAACUCAAUACAACAAAACAGGACCACCCCAAGACUACCAGGCUGGGCGAUCUGCAGGAACUGGCACGGCUCGUCUAUCAAAACCUUCCACAGCCUAUGCUUCUGGUGAGGAUGACUCAGAGGCCUGGCGACAGAAACGUAAGAAGCAGUCUGAACUUUCUGAGGCUGUGGAGCGUGCUCGGAGGCGGCGUGAGGAAGAAGAAAGGCGCAUGGAGGAGCAGAGGCUAGCCGCCUGUGCUGAAAAACUCAAACGUCUCAAUGAAAAACUACGACCUGCUGCUACUCCAGAGGCUGCAAAAUCUACUAUGCCUGUCCAGAGCAAUGAAUCAGAGGCUGAAAUAGUCCCUAGCUUGCGUGCUGAAACCCCUCCCACUCAGGCUGCUCCUGCACCCCAAACCCUCCCAUCUGUGACCAUACCUUCCAAUGAUGGGCCAGAGCCAAGUGUGGAGGAGGAGCCACAGUUUGUUGCCAGGCAACCCAGCCCUCCUUCCCACAGGACUGUUACCGAAUCACAGGAAAAUGAGGUGGAUGUUGCUGGGGUUGAGGAGGUGCAGGUGGAAAGACAACCAAUUAGAGACUACUUUAGUCCAGAGGAGUGUAGAGUAGAAGAGCCUCAGAUGCCUCGUCUUGACCACUCUGUCAGUGAGGAUUUGCCCCACCCACAGCUGGAGAAUGAGGGUGAGACGGGGGCCACAAUUCGUCCUUCACUUCCCUCUGGUUACUCCAAACAGUUCCAAAAAUCUCUGCCACCACGCUUCUUAAGACAGCAGGAGCAGUUGAAGCAACAGCAGUGGCAGCAGCAACAGCAGCAGCAACAGACUGGUGGAGGCUCAGUGUCUCCCUCAGGGGGAUCAGUACCCCCCCAGCAUCGCUCUCUUUAUCAGCCGCUGGGUCCACAUCACCAACACCUGGCUUCAAUGGGUUUUGAUCCACGGUGGCUGAUGAUGCAGUCAUAUAUGGACCCACGUAUGAUGUCUGGCCGCCCACCUAUGGAUAUGCCUCCCAUGCAUGCAGGGAGAAUGCCUCAGAAACAGUUGGUCCGCAGAGAACCCACUGAUAAUAGUAGUUCUGGUUCAGAUUCUUUUGAUCACCGACCAAUAAGAGAACAUGGGAUGAGCAAUGAGCCUCGAAUGGUGUGGGGUUCUGAACCCUACCCUCAGUCUGAGCCCUUAACCUCUGCAACACCGCCGAAAGUCCAGGAGAACUGCAAGGAGCCAAGACUGGAUGCUGGUCUGGACCUGGAAAGAGGGCUAUCAUCUGUGUAUCCUCAGGAGCACAGCACGUUGGAACCGAGGGGAAAGAGUGACUUUUUCCGAGACUCAUCUGAGCCCCUCUCCACCUUUAGCCAUGUUACAGAAGAUGUACCAGGUCUCCUCCAUACAGACCGGCCCCCUGUUAUCUCUUCGUUUGAAUCUGAGGUUGCGACUCUCUCUGGUGGAGAGGAGGUCGAGACCAUUGGGCAAGCAGUGCUGAAAAGGACCAUUUCUCAAGGGUCAAGUCACUCUCUUAAAUUGGAAGAGCCUAGGUUUGAAGCCAUUUCUAUAGUACAGAAGACUGUGGAUCUCCCUGAACCUGCAGAGCGAUUAGAGGAGAGUUCCAGAAAGGAGCCCUUUGGCCAAGGUCCUGUGAUUAACAACCGUGCCACUCCACCUGCUGCUACUGAUGGUAUGCACAAAGCGGACAAGCUGCCUCUACAAGCACCUGGUAAGCAGAAGGGUGACCUGCGCUGGGGGUCUCGUGGAGGGAGAAGAGAAGGAGCUGGAGGGGAGAGGCCAGUUAGAAGGUCAGGGCCAAUAAAGAAGCCCAUCCUGCGGGAUAUGAAGGAGGAGCGGGAGCAAAGGCGAGAGAAAGAAGAGCGUCAUGAGCGAGGGGAUCGAUCUAAAAAAGAAGGCUCAACCUUAAAAAACCCAUCCACUGCUGCCAUAAUAUCAGAUGGCCAGAAGUUUUCCAACGAGGGGCCGAAAGAGAUUAUGACUGGACCUGAGGAAGGAGCAGCUCCUGGUGUGAAGGCAAAAGAGCCUCAAAUACCCACAGGUACAACAGCUGCCAGCACCCAAGAGGAAAAGCCAAGCAAACCCCCACCCAGUGAUAAACGCCUUGAACCCAAACUACCAUCUCGUAAAGAAUCCAAUCUGUCAAGAACCAACCGCAGAGAGGAGCGGGAGAGGGAAAGAGAACGGGAGAGAGACAGGGAGGUGGAUAGGGAGCAUGACUGGCCUGCUGAUGCAAACUUCAAAGGGCGGGGUCGGGGUGAAUACUACUCGCGUGGACGUAGUUAUCGAGGCAGCUACAGUGGAAGAGGACGAGGUAGCCGUGGACGCAGUCGUGUGGAGCGUGUGGAGUAUCCAUGCCGAGAGCCACGCUCCCGUCCUGAUCUGCUGUGUGUCUCUGGGACAACAGGUUUUCGCUGCCGCGAGGAAAGCGAGACUCGCAGUGAAAGUUCAGAUUUUGAAGUGUUGCCCAAGCGCAGGCGUAGGCGUGGGUCCGAUACGGACUCUGAGAGUGAAGGACGAGAGUCUGCCAGUGACACGGGACCUUCUGACCGUGAGCCCACUGCUAAGCCUAGUAGACCCCUACACCGUGAACUACCUGAAGCUCGUCCUUCCACUAAAGCUGCCUCUGGGUUUGGACCUGGACAUCUACCAGAUAAGUCUGGCCAUCGGGAAGAGGAGGGUCGGACAAAACCAGGAUUUCUUCCUAAGGGAGAACCAACAAGACGCGGUAAAGGCGGACUAUACAACCGCAGAGGUGGAGCAAGAGAGCGGCCUGCCAACAGGUCUGCUCCCAUGCGUCGGACUGGGAUGAGGGAGAGCCUGCCUUGGCCCUCCAAACCCAUGGAGACGUUUAGGCCAGAAGAAGCUGAGACAUCUCGCAUGGAUGGCCCAGCCUCUGAGCAGCGUUUGCCUAAACAUGAAGGCAAAAAAUUAAGAGAAGCUGGCCAAAGCACUAGAGAGAGGCCUCGGCGACCGAGACCAGCCAGACCCCCCAGACAAGACAAACCACCACGCUUUAGAAGACUUAAAGAACGUGAAGCAGCUAUCAUAGCAGGUGAAGCAGCAACUGUUGCAACACAUUCACCUGCCCCAGCGUCUGAAUCUGCAGUGUCUGCUGCAGUGUCCAAAGCUCCAGGAAUGCCUGUCGCCCAUUCUGAAAGUCCUGCUGUUGCGACCACAGCUUCCAUUUCCACUGCAUCUACUCCUGCUGAGGUUCCUGUAACAGAGGCAGUACUUCCCGAGACAGGAACCACUAGAGUGGUUGCUGCUGGCAGCAAAUCACCGGACUUGUCUAAUCAGAACUCUUCAGACCAGGCCAAUGAGGAGUGGGAGACUGCUUCUGAAAGUAGUGAUUUUAACGAGAGAAGGGAACGAGAAGAGAGAAAGGGAGUGCUUGAUGCAGUGGUCGCCGUUGCAGCAUCCUCAUCUGCUCCUCCCCAAUCUACAGGAGGUCAGAGCAAGUCUCCUGCUGAGGCAGGAUUAACUCCGAAACGUGAGGCAAUUCCUGCAGCCAAGAGGAGCUUCUCCAGUCAAAGGCCAGGAGACAGACAAAACCGCAGGGGUAACACUGGUGCAAAGCCUGGCAGAGGGUACGCAGGGGGCAAGGGUGAGCGCAGAGGAGGCUCAGGAGCCAAAUCUGGACGCAGAGGUGCUGCAGCUCAGAGUGCAGAUGCUGCCCAGACUGGAGCAGGUCAGAAGUCCAGUAAAGAGCCAGCACCUGGUCGACGUAAAGAGGAGUCCAAGCAACCUGUUAAGAAACCUAAGGAGAAGGAGAAUGCACUAUCCCAGUUUGACCUUAACAACUAUGCCAGUGUGGUAAUCAUUGAUGAUCAUCCAGAGGUGACCACUUUGGAGGACCCACAGUCCAACACUAACGAUGAUGGCUUCACAGAGGUUGUGUCCCGGAAGCAGCAGAAACGUCUGCAGGAUGAGGAGCGGAGAAAGAAGGAGGAGCAGACUGUACAGAACUGGGGUAAAAAGAGCUCAGGGGAAAAAGGCAGGGGUGGAGGUGGAUCCAAACUGCCUCCACGGUUUGCCAGAAAACAGCAACAGCAGCAGGCAACAGCAGCAUCGCAGCAGCAGGCUGCAUCCUCAGCCCAGCAGACUCAAACCUCCUCUCAACCACCUCAUCAGUCCCAGCCACAACCAUCAAUCUCCGUCUCCCAGCACAGCCUUUCUGCCCAGACCCAGACUACCACCACCUCUCAGCCUCUAGAGGGUGCUGUGGCCCCUUUGCCGCCUCCAUCUGUGGACUUCUCCACUAAAACGCAGGCACACAGCACUCUAGGGACUGAGCUGUGGGAGAAUAAAGUGGCUGGCUCCACUGUCCUUACUGAUGUCAAGAAACUUGGACCCAUCAGCCCCCCUCAGCCACCUUCAGUCAGUGCCUGGAAUAAACCUCUUACCUCUUUUGCUGGGACCGUGACCUCUGAAGUGAGUGUGGGUGUGAAGGCAGCAACGGACAGCGGUGUUGAACUUGGCAUGGACCGUAUCCAGUUUGGCGCUCCCUCUUCAGCUGGUAGUACAGACAGCGAUGGAGCACCAGCCACACUGGAAAAAACAUCAGAUAAUAAACUACCUGAACCCAAAGAACAGCGACAGAAACAACCCCGUGCUGGACCCAUCAAACCACAAAAGCUGCCUGACAUUGCUGCUCCUGAGCAGAAGGAGUACAAGCCUGGCCCAAUCGGUAAGGAACGUUCACUAAAGAACCGCAAGGCCAAAGAUGGCCGCCAGUCCGAAGGAGAUGGAUUGGAGAAGGGUGGUCCUGGUGGUAGCAGAGACAGAGACUCCAGCUCACCUGCUCAAGACAAAGUUCCUGAACUAGGAGGAGAUAUUGAAGGCAUGAUCACCGUGCCCUCAGCUGAAUAUUCCAGUAAUACCAAGGAGUCUGUGACUGACUACACUACCCCGUCCUCCUCACUGGCCGACACUGUGCCUACUGGAGGAAGCAAGAUGGAGGAGAGCCUAGUUGCUAAUGUCGCACUGCCUCCUUCACUUCCUCUGCCUCGUAGAGAAACCCUACAGCAGAGCUCUAGCUUGAGCACAGUUUCUCCUGCUACAGUGGACCUCACACUGAAGAUGGAGUCGGCUCGAAAGGCGUGGGAGAAUUCCCCUAGUCUGGGAGAGAAGAGCUCUCCUGUCACCUCCUCUGCUUCCCCCAUUACCAGCGGAGGAGGUGCAGGCAAUGCCUCUUUCAACUCCUUCUCCAGUGCCUCUAUGCCUCAGAUACCUGUUGCUUCAGUGACACCUAGCACCUCAUUGUCAGGUUCAUCUACUUACACCACGUCGUCUUUGAGCACCAAGACCACAUCCGCGUCAGAUCCUCCCAACAUCUGUAAGGUGAAACCACAGCAGCUGCAGAGUUCAGCAAUGUCCAAUAGCAACUUCUCUCAGCUUGGCUGUGUACCUUCUCUGUUGCCACAGCAGCAGCAGACCCCACAGGUCUUUGUCUCCCAGUCUGCAGCAGGUUCUGCUGCACAAAUCCCAGCCUUCUAUAUGGACACCAGCCAUCUGUUUAGUACACCUCAUCCUCGCCUGCCUCCUCCUUCCAUAGCUCAGCAACAAGGCUUUCAGCCUGGCCUCUCACAGCCUACUGCGGUGCAGCAGAUUCCUAUCCCAAUCUACGCCCCUCUCCAGGGUCAGCCUCAGCACCAGGCUCAGCUCGGCCUCAGCACAGGUCCCCCUGUCUCUCAGCCGCAAGAUCUUUUCAGCUCAUCCAUACAGCCCUACAGGUCUCAACAGGCAUUCAUGCAGAACAGCUUGUCCCAGCCAUCUCCCAUGAUGCUGUCGGGGACAGCGCUGCACAGUUACCCUGGAGUGCAGCCCCCUGAGCUGGCUAAGCCCCAGUCCAACCUGGCCUUCCAGCAAACGUCUAACACGCAGCACAUUCCCAUCCUGUUUGAACCACAGCUUAACCAACCGUCUGGAAUUGGUGGUUCCCAGCUUAUAGAUACACACAUACUGCAGCGCCAGGGAAUGAGUCAGCAUUCAAAUCUGUACUCCGGACAAGUGCAGCAGCAUACACAGAACAGCUACUACAGCUCAACACAGAGCCCCAGCUCUGCACUACAACAGGUGACUGUCCCCAUGCCUGGUUCUCAGCUGUCAUUGCCUAGCUUUGGUUCUGGCGGGGGGCAGCCUCUGCUGGCUCUGCCCCAGUCUCUGCCCCCUACCCCUCCUCAAGCUCAGCCACCCAACCUGAACCGUCAGCCCCCAAGCAGCCAGCCGUACCGUGGCCUCAUUGGCCAGAACACACACAACAUGAUGCAGCCUUCCAAUAAGAUGUGUGAUAUGGACUUAAAGCUGUUUGGUACUGGGAUGGAUGUGAAACCUGGAACUCCCCCAGUCAGUGCAAGAAGCACAACCCCUACCUCAAGUCCUUACAGGGCGAGCUCCACAAGCCCUAGCAGUCAGUCCAGUAAGAUGAACAGCAUGUUGUAUCCCAAACAGUUUCAAUCUGGAACACAAGGAAUCCGAAUCCCACAGCACUUUCCUGGACAGUUCAACCCACAGAUGUUGUCUCAACCCAACAUGGUGUCUCCCCUGGUUCGCCCCCCUCACGGGAAUUCUUUUCCUGGAGGGGUGCAACGAACUCCCAUGGGUCCUCCGAUGUCCCCCAACCUCAGUGGAGGCCUGAUGCCACAUCCCAGACCCCAGCACCCUCCACGAGGCCCCUCUGGGCCCCCGCUUGCACCCCGAGGCACACAGGCAGCUCUUAAGGCUGAGCAAGACCUUAAGGCUAAACAAAGAGCAGAGGUACUACAGUCAACUCAUAAGUUCUUCUCUGAGCAGCAGCAGCAGAUGAAGACUUCAGCUGCUAAGUCUGCUCGUAUAGAUGGAGCAGGCAAGCCCAUUGACAGUGUCGCUCCGAACCACCAGGGGGCUCCAACAGAGCGCACUGAGCCUGACAAACCAGCACCCCUUGCUGCAACCAAGCCUAUCCGCACCGGUCCCAUUAAGCCCCAGGCCAUUAAAUCAGAGGACAGCAAGUAACCCAACGUCACCUCCAACAGGACUGACACAUGGAAGGAUGCAGUGGUUUGACGGGAGAUGAUUGUUAGAGGCGAAGAGGUAGUUUGAGUUGUGGAAAGGAGAAUGGGAUUGCUGGGUGAACUGUAGCGUGUAAUUAAGCUAUAAUCUGCGUGGAUCACUCACCUUUGCCCUGCCUUUCUUCUGCUCCACCUCCCACUGAUCUCCUGUCCUCUCCAUGGUGGAGAGUUUGAUUUAUUUUUUAUUAUUAUUUUUUUGUUUUUGAUUGAUUUUUUUUUUCCCAAUGGACAUGAAAAGGUAGAACAUGAGUGACUGUACAUCGCUAAUGUACUUUGAAGGUUAAAAAAAAGCGAGAUGAGAGUUAAAUUUGCUGCUGUGUGCACCAUUUUUAUAAUUGAUUUCCCCCCUUUCUUCAAGUAGAAUCACGUUAGGUGGGCAGUUAUUUCCUUUCGUUUAUUGGAAAGAUUUGUCUAUCCCUUUUCUAUUGUUGGUAAAGAAAGAAACCUUUGUUUAAAAUGCUUCAUUUUCUAUUUUUUGAUCUUUUUUUUUUUUUUUGCAGUUUAAGCAGUUGAGAGACAUGAAAAUGCACACGUCCUCCAUCUUUCACCUGUGUAUGGCCACUGCUCACCUUCUCUCUCUUCUUCUUCUCCUCCCUCUCACUAUAGUGAAGCAAUUUCUCAUGACCAAGAUAUGCGUCAAAAACAAGACAGUACAUCUUAUAUGAAAUGCUGAAAAAAAGUCUUUAUGCUUUUAAUUCCCUUGAGAGAAAUGCAUGGUUAGAGUAACUGACUGAUUUGAUAUGUUUCCGGUGAAUCUGAUGGAUGGAUUCAUUGAUGGCUAUCCUUACCUUCAUACCUUCUUCACUGAAUAUUUCUUCCACCUUGGUGGUACAUGAAAUGAGAGCGUCUCCAAGUGGAAUCUUUAUAGCCAAAGUUUAGGCAUUAUAAGAAGCCCGUUUUUUUCUCUUUCUUUU
This is a messenger RNA of Hemibagrus wyckioides, 9669 nucleotides long. RefSeq names its product proline-rich coiled-coil 2C (gene prrc2c). NCBI's taxonomy places the organism in Eukaryota, Metazoa, Chordata, Actinopteri, Siluriformes, Bagridae. The record is from RefSeq and is a predicted model, not a curated record. The transcript has 34 exons. Gene Ontology annotation, biological process: cell differentiation. The coding region runs from base 438 to 8699 and encodes 2753 amino acids.